Oncorhynchus masou masou (cherry salmon) is the source of this 2077-nucleotide messenger RNA. RefSeq names its product fibulin-7-like. Lineage: Eukaryota; Metazoa; Chordata; Actinopteri; Salmoniformes; Salmonidae. Gene Ontology annotation, molecular function: calcium ion binding. The record is from RefSeq and is a predicted model, not a curated record. The coding region runs from base 196 to 1539 and encodes 447 amino acids. The transcript has 8 exons.
GAGUAAACCCUACAUUCCAUAAAGUUUUGCUUUGGCAUCUUGUCUGACAUGUGAAUGAAUUAAUAGCAUUUCUCACAAAUACCACUGAGGUGCUUAUAAGCACAUUUUACACACUGGAAAUUCACUGUACCCAGAAGAUACCCAACCCAGCGCGCUUCGGGACUGAGUGUAAGCGCAGUACAGGAUUAACUGAAAAUGAUUUGGAUGCACGCUGUCAUUGUGUUCCUGUGUCUUUGUCCAAUCCUCGCUGCAUUUGGGCAGGACUGUCCCAGCAGGCAGGACAUGCAGAGCUCCCUAAAGCAGGUCCAGAAGCUGCUGUCGACCCACGAGGCUGCAUACCUUCAGAGCCUCCGCACCCUGAGGAAGAAACUCAACUUGCUACAGAACACAGCCACCAAACAGACUGGCAAAGCAAACAAUGAUACCUGUCUAAAGCUGGACACGCCUGCCAACAGCAGGAAGUUGGGGAAGGCGCAGACCCCCGGUCACGAGGUUCACUUUCUGUGUGAUGCGGGUUAUGAGUUGGUGGGAGCAGAGAGCAGGAUGUGUCAGGAGAGCCUCACCUGGAGCGGCCAGCAGCCCACCUGCCGCAACAUAAAUGAGUGUGCCUCUUCUCCCUGUCUGAACGGGGGGACAUGUGUGGACGAGAUGAACCAGUUCUCCUGCACGUGUACCAAAGGCUGGGCCGGAGCCACCUGCCAGAGCCCUGUGCCAACAUUCUUUGUCACCAUGACGAACACCUCAUCUGCCACCUCCUCUGCGGCUGCUGCCAUCUCUCCCCCGGCUGUGACUGUUGGUCCAUUUGUCCGUCCGUCUCGCUGUACGCAGGUCCAGGGCACCACCCACUGCACCUGUGACCCCGGAUACACCAUCUCUGGGCGUGACAGCACCACUUGCACAGACAUUGAUGAGUGUGAGUUGUUCCACAUGGGUCAGGCUGGCCGGCUGUGUUUACAUGCCUGUGUUAACACCCCUGGAGGCUACCGCUGUACCUGUCCUGCUGGAUACAAUGUCACCCGCGACGGACGCAACUGCAAAGACAUAGAUGAGUGUGCCACCAGACUGAAUAACUGCACCCGGGACCAGAUGUGUAUAAACACCUACGGAGGGUUCCAGUGUGUACGUGUGGACUGCCCCCGCAUACGAAACGCCACCUACAGCAAAACCUCACCCCUGCGUUGCGAGCGUAACCCCUGCUCUGUGGACAACAAGCUGUGCUCUCAGGCCCCUAACUCCGUCUCCAACCACUACCUGUCUGUCGUAUCCAACCUGUCAGCACCACGCACCAUGUUCCGUGUGUCGGCCCUCCGCCUCAUGGGCGACACACUGCGUUUCUCCCUGCUGGGCCGCGGGCAGGCCCGACGCCACUUCACGGUGCAGCGGUCAGACCGACAGACAGGCCAGCUGGUGCUGGGGAGCCCGGUGCAAGGCCCUGCUAUACUGGAGGCAGAGGUGGAGAUGACUGAGCUGGAGAAAGGGGUCCAGCUGGGGCGGUACAUCACCAAGAUCACCAUGUUCAUCUCCCAGUACGAGUUCUAGAGAGGGAGAGAGAAAGGGAGGGAUUUAGAGGGUGGAAUGAAGAGAGGGAGGAGGGAGUGUGGCAGCGGAUAGGGCUGGGAGGGGUGAGGCACGAAGUACCAAGGAACAAAGAAGGACUAAAAGGAGAGGGAAGUUUAGUCGAGACAUACAGGUAUGGCAGGAACGGAUGCAUUUGGUAGAGUUGUAUCAAUUAUGAUGACAGAAAGGGAAUGGUUCAGGUAAGGUUUAGGGAGGUGAGAAAUUAGGGUCAGAGACAUGAAAAGGAGAAAAUGGCCACUUGUGGUGGAGAUUGAAUGUUUCCUCACUGAAGCUGAGAGAGUGAGAGAGAGCUGGGUAUGUAAAUAUGAGCUGAAGUCCUUAACUAAUUGUUUUACAUCCAACAUAUGACAGUGACAAUCAAUAUCUGUAAGAUGAGAAGACAUGACGCUACACAUUGACAAUCCUAUAUUUCCUGGUCUUGUGUUCAACUUGUUUUGAUAUAUUUAUUCUGAAGGUGUUGUAAACCCCUGUUCGUGAACUGCUUUUUAUUUAUCUGAGA